AUGUCGAACGUCAUUUUGGUGCACAAUGAAACUGCUGAUCCUGAUUUCAAGGAUCAAGAACCAACAUACAAAUUAGACGAGCUACCGAAGGAAGAACUAGUUCAACUAUGUAAUAAAUAUUUAGGAGUUGCAAAAAAGGCAAAAAAAUCAAAAGACGAAGCACAUAGAGAAAAUGAGCUGAUGAAGCGGGAAUUAAAAGAACUUAGAGGAACGAAUUACGAUCUUGAACUUGAAAAUCAAAUCCUCAAACGUGAUAAAAUUUAUCCACCUUAUGAAGACGAGUCUUUACUUAAACUUCCAUCUGUGAGACAUAUACAUGAUGAUGAUCGUAGAAUGAACUGCUUUUGGAGGUUUGGAAGCCUUUUCAAGAAAUGA
Molecule: messenger RNA, 375 nt
Organism: Chironomus riparius
Lineage: Eukaryota; Metazoa; Arthropoda; Insecta; Diptera; Chironomidae
Source: the annotation of a GenBank genome assembly